Acaulospora colombiana is the source of this 555-nucleotide messenger RNA. Lineage: Eukaryota; Fungi; Glomeromycota; Glomeromycetes; Diversisporales; Acaulosporaceae. The record is from the annotation of a GenBank genome assembly.
AUGAUGGUUGAAAGCGAUGAAAUAUUGAACAGUGAUCUUGACUCCAUCAAAUACACAGAAUUUAAAAAUAGUACAAAAGUCGUAUUCCUUAAUAAUGGUAGAAUCUUUUUAUUGGAUCCCAGAAUAUUCUCCAUCACAACAGGAUAUUCAUCGGGUUAUUAUAAUUUACUAGGUGAAUCGAUAGCUUUUAUAGAUCCUAAUGUUUUGAAAGAUCCAAGGGUUGAUUAUACAACCGAAUUUGACAUUUACAGCUUUGGUGUUAUCAUGUGGGAAAUAUCAAACAGAAGCGUUCCAGUUUUCAAUGUAAAAAGUUAUGAAUUAUUACCAGAAGGAAAUAUAGAAAAUAACAUUCAGGAGGAGUCUAAACUCAGUACUCCUCAAGAAUACGUUGACUUGUAUCGAAGAUGUUGGCUUGAGCCAGAAAAGCGUCCGAUCAUUCUUGACAUAUAUAAGGAACUUGAGGAAAUGAACAAAAUGCUAGGUGAGAAGGUAAAUUUUAUCUAUAAAUUUUAUCAAACUGAAAAUGCAUUCCUCACAAAUACAACAAGACCAUAG